This is a messenger RNA of Macrosiphum euphorbiae (potato aphid), 825 nucleotides long. Lineage: Eukaryota; Metazoa; Arthropoda; Insecta; Hemiptera; Aphididae. The record is from the annotation of a GenBank genome assembly.
AUGGACAAUUUGUUUGAUAUAUUUAACUCAUCAAAAACAACUAACAGUAAAGACUUCAGGAGACCUUUUAAGAACACGUCAAAUCAAAGAGAAUAUUUACUUAUGGUAUCAUUUUUUGAGACUUUGCGAGUUGUAACAGAAAUUAAUGGUUCUAAUCUUACUUACCGAAUGAACUUCAUCAAUGGCUGGUUGAUAUCAAUAAAUGGACUAUUAUUAUUGUGGAGUAACAUGAAUCCCACAAAUGAUUGUAAUUUUGUUCUCUAUACAUCGCGUUUAAAUACAGAUCGUCUCGAAAAUCUUUUUGGUAUGUUUCGACUUCAAAAUGGGAAUAAUUUAAAUCCGACACCUGUUCAGUUUCACUGUGCCUUCAAAAAACUCUUCUGUUUAAAUUAUUUUAAACAUUCACCAAAUUCAAAUUGCUUAAAAGAUUUGGAUAGCAUUUUAAGUCAUUCAAAUGUAGAAGAGACUGGGAAUUGCAACACACCGGUAAUACUUCCAAAGCAGACAGCAAAUCUGAUCAAUUUCAUUCCAUAUUUGAAAAUUGAAGAUGUUGAUUACAGAGACCUCAACAUACCUGAAAGUAAUGCAUUAAAUUAUAUUUUUGGAUACUUGUAUAUGAAAUGUUUAAAAAAGCAUACGUUUAAUGAAUGGAUCAAAUAUGGGCACAGUCAAAAGGACUUAGACAAAUCAUUUCUAUUCUGCCACUUUAAAGCAUAUGAAGAUAAAAAUAAGACCAUCUUUGGACAUUUUCAAGUACCACACAAUGAUUUCCACGAUUUUAUUUUUGAACUAGAAAAUAUAUUUAUUGAACAAUUUCCAAUCUAA